Molecule: messenger RNA, 1902 nt
Organism: Galendromus occidentalis (western predatory mite)
Lineage: Eukaryota; Metazoa; Arthropoda; Arachnida; Mesostigmata; Phytoseiidae
Exons: 2
Coding region: 1-1902 (633 amino acids)
Source: RefSeq, a predicted model, not a curated record
AUGGCAACGGCCUUCAUCAAAUGGCUCGAUGCAAAAAGGCAGUCUUUUGUGGACAAUAAUCCUCAACGGAUCGCCGAAACUCGCGUCAAUCGAUCUGCAGGCAAGAAGCAAAUACUUCUCGAUCAGGCGCUCGAAGACUUCAUCACGGAUACGAUGGUGCCUCUCCGAGUCGUGGAACGGGACUCAUUCAAGAAACUUCUAGAUACCCUCGAUUUCAAACGGAAUGGCUUCAAGCUGAUGAGCAGACGUACCCUGGGCCGAAGGCUCGGAAAAGCUCUCGCCGAGUAUCAGAAGCACUUACGGAAUCUCUUAGCGGAGCCCACAUGGGUCUCGACGACGGCAGACGUUUGGUCGGGCGGCCAGCGGUCUUUUUUGGGCAUGACUGUCCAUUGGAUAGACGCGCAGUACAACCGGCGAACGGCCCCACUGGCUUGUCAGCGGUUCCCCGGAUCACAAACAUAUGACAGGGUCGCGAGUCUCGUCAAUGAAAUUCACAGGAGAUUCUGCCUGUCGCCUUCAAAAGUCACCGCUUGUGUCACGGAUAACGGAUCCAACUUCGUUAAGGCUUUCGUCGAGUUCGGUGUACUUGUUUCCAAUUUGGAUGAGCUGGAUGCUGAACGCGAUGAGACCAACGAGCAGGAAAACUCAGACGACGACGGGACGGAUCAAAGCCGAGCUGAAGAUGAUUACCAGAAUCGAGAGUCCGAGUACGACAGCAGCUGCUAUGAUGAAGAGGAGUACGCGAGCUCACAAGAAGGACAUACGACAGGAGACACUGAAGAUGAGGAUCAAGAGAACGAGCAGGAAACAGGCGAUCAAUUGGACACCGGAUCGUGGGUUAGCCUGGACGAAUCGACUGUGCUGACCCUGCCUGCGCACGCCCGUUGCGCAGCCCAUACAUUAAGCCUCUGUGCGACGAGUGAUGUGAAGAAAGUUUUCAAUUCUGAUGCAGCAUUGAAACUUCGCCACGAAUUGGUCAUCGCAAGAUGCAAUAUUUUGUGGAAUAUGGCUCGUCGACCAAAAACAGCAGAGAUCAUCAAAAAUAUGACGGGCAGGAGCCUUCCUCGCCCGUGUGCUACUCGCUGGAACAGUUUAUAUGAUUCUCUUCUCGCCCUGCUGAAAUUGAGGUAUGAUCUGCCUCGAUUGAUGGCUGCUCUGCAGCGGGAGAGUCUCUUUUCUGAUGAAGAUUUCGCCUACAUUGAGGAAUAUAUCAAGUGUUCGAAGCCCGUUGCCGUGGGCCUGGAUAAGCUGCAAGCUGAGAAAACAGGAUUCUACGGUGCGUUGGUUCCAACGCUGCACAUGAUUAGAAGGCAACUAUCAGACGUCGCUAGGGCUCCGUUACGAUUCUGCAAACCAUUGCUUGACGGAUUGAUCCAAAGCGUGGAGAAGCGCUUCAAAAAUAUUCUCGACUGCCGAACAGUCGAAGGCCAGAAGAGCGCUAUCGCGGCACUUUCGAUGCCACUCUUCAAGAAUGCGUGGUGCAGGUGUAUCACACCGGAGGAUCAGAGCUACAUUCUCGGUAGGUUCAGAGAGCUGAUUCGUGCUCAGAUUGGGACGGAGUCGUCAGAAACUGAGCCCGAGCCUAUGGAGACGGAUGAUUACUACGACUUCGGGGGUGAGGCCACGAGCUCGAGUGCGACAUUGAUGCAGGUCGACAGCGCCGAAGUCGCAAUGCAGAACUAUCUGGGGGAUGCUCGCACAGCCCUAGUCAUGCUCGAAAAACAUCCGCUUAUAGCGCCGAUCUUCCGCCAAUAUAACACUCAGCCUCCGUCUAGCGCGGAGGUUGAGCGGUUGUUUUCAUUGGCCACAAUGAUUAAUGCUCCUCGAGCCAACCGUCUUAGUGAUGCGCGCUUCGAGCAAAGAGUUGUAUUGCGCAAAGCAAUGCCUGUUUUCGAUUUCUAA